CGAGUAUCUGCACACACACACACACUCAUACACACGGAGGGCGUGGCGAUGACCGUCCAUAGUCGCCAGCUCGACCACCAGGAUGUGGUGUCCGCGGCCGCGGCCUUUAUCGCCGAGCGACAGGCGAUGGAGGCUGCGUGGGUGAGACAGAUCGGGUCGCAGACGCCCGGUGAGCAGAGAUGCAGAGACAUAAUAUUCGAAUGUGUCUCGAUUGCAAUGGUUGCCUUAAUAUGCAGACUGUAUCAGGUCACAAGAGCGCCAGAGGGUCGAGGACCUGCUCCAGAUGGUCGACUGGCUGCCGUUCGGCCACCUGGACAGCGAUGUGUACGACGGCAUUAGAGACCGCAUUGAUCGCAUCAUAGAGCUGUAAGUCAGGGGCAGAUACAUAUCAAAGACACAUCCAUCAAUCUCUUGUCGUUUGCCUAGUUCAGUAUCGAUGGCUGCGAGGACCAGAGCGACUCGCAUACAGUGAAUGGAUGCGAUGUGUGCAUGAACGUGUAUGCAUAUUGCAUUGGGCGGCUCCAACUCGUCCCGUAACACACCUGACUCCUGAGUUGGAGUGAUUGAUACAUCGCUGCUUGCAUUUUAUAUUCGUGGUGCUUUUCCCGAAUGAGU
Vitrella brassicaformis is the source of this 615-nucleotide messenger RNA. The record is from the annotation of a GenBank genome assembly. NCBI's taxonomy places the organism in Eukaryota, Vitrellaceae.